GCUCGCGAAAAAUGUCGCGGCCCGUCGGGGUCUGGGGGUCCGCGGCGGCCAUGGCCUGCGAGCAGCCCGACAGCCUGGAAGGCUGGGUGCCGCUGCGUGAGGACCUCUUCCGGGAGCCCGAGCGACACCAGCUGCGUUUCCUGGUGGCCUGGAACGCCGCGGAGGGCCAGUUCGCCGUCACCUGUCACGACCGCACGGCGCAGCGGCGACGCGGGCCGCCGGAGGGCGGCGGUGGCGGGGGGUGCAGCUGGGCCGGGCUGCUGUCGGCCGCCGGGUUCCGGGGCGCACACCGGCAGCUGGCAGCGCUGUGUCCGGCCCUGGAGUGCUGCUUCCCGCCGCUGCCACCCGAGCUGGACGCGGCGGGCGGCGGGGGCUGGAGCCUGGGGCGCGGGCUGUGGGCGCUCGUGUGGCCGCUCGUGUGGCCGGCGCCUGCGGACCCCGGCGACGCGGCGAUGCACGAGCUCUGCCACCAGCUGGAGCGCUACCUGGGCCAGGCGGCCGACGGCUGCGGCGGCGCCACCGUGCGCGACGUGCUCUUCCCGGCCCCGGGCGACCCGAACGACUACGAGGGCCUGCGCGAGUUCCGGGAGAGGACGAUGCGUGCGCGGUUGGACGGGGCGGCCGCGCGGCUGCGCCAGGUUCUUCAAGAUCACGGAAAAGCCGACACCAUGGUAGAGUUAAUGAAAGUUUAUCAAGAGGAAGAUGAAGCAUAUCAGGAAUUAGUUACCAUGGCAACCAUGUUCUUCCAGUAUUUACUGCAGCCAUUUAGAGAUAUGCGGGAAGUUGCGACCUCAUGUAAGCUUGAUAUUUUGAAGUCCCUGAGUGAGGAUGACCUGGGUCCUAAAAGGGUGCUUUCCCUGGAGAAGGAAGCCAAUGAAUGGACCAGACGGGCUGAAGAAGCAGUGGUUUCUAUUCAAGAUGUCACUGUGAAUUAUUUUAAGGAAACAGUAGCAGCAUUAACAGGAAUGCAGAAACAAAUGGAGCAGGAUCGGAAGAGGUUUGGCCAGGCUGCCUGGGCCACAGCCAUGCCCAGACUAGAAAAUCUCCAGCUCAUGUUAGCGCGGGAGACUCUGCAGCUCAUGCGAGCCAAAGAGCUGUGUCUCAGCCACAGGCGAGCCGAGAUCCAGAGGAAGGUGGAGGAACUUCCAGACCAGGGAAAGACCAUAGAUGCUGUAGAUGAGCUGGAAAUACAGUAUUAUGAGAUUCAGUUGGAAUUGUAUGAGGUUAAACUUGAGAUCCUGAGAAGUGAGGAGACGAUCCUUGUCACACGGUUGGACUCUGUUAAGAGACUUAUAAAAGAGAAACAGGAUGAAGUGAUCUACUACGACCCGUGUGAAAGUCCCGAGGAGCUGAAGAGCCUGGCUUACGGUCUGGAGCUACACCCAGGUGAGAAUGGAGACCUGAGCGCACUAAGACAGCAGUGCCAGCGGCUGGAGGCUCAGCGGGGCCGCAUCUCUGCCAGGAGGGCCCGCCUCAGGAACAGAAAGGAUCACUGCCGAGAAAAUCAUCGGCUCAGACUGCAGCAGGCUAAACAAAGUGUGAGCCGUUUUCACCAGCACCACAGUAUUCAGAUGAAAAGAGACAAAAUAAAAGAAGAGGAACAAAAGAAAAAAGAGUGGAUAAGCCAUGAACGCCAGAAGACGCUUGAGCGACUAAAAGCAUAUAGGGAGAGGUGUCCAGCUACUCAUUCCGCACUGAAAACGACUUGCUCAGAAACCAGGGUGCCAAACCUGUCAGGUGGACGCUCUCGGAAGAGAUCCUCAACAGCUCAUCACAAGACAGAUCAUCCUGCCACUAGCAAAAACGGAAGUGUUGCUUCCCCCUUACCUGAAGCUAAUAUGAGAACCCUGGAACAUCAAGAUGCCUGUGGUAGUGUCCCUCUUCAGGUUUUUGUUCCAGCUGGUGACCAGACACUGUCCCGAUUCAGUGAGGAUCUGUCACUACCACCACCGCCGCCACCUCCUCCACCACCCCCUCCUCCUCCACCACUUCCUCUCCCUACUCUGUCCUCUUUUCAAGUCACCGCUCAUCAGAAUUUAGGACUGAGGACUUCAGCAACAGAGGCCCAGCCACUCUCUCUAGUGUGCGAGGCGGCUGCUGAAAGACCAUGCGAUUGUCUGGACAGCUUCCAGCGUACAGACUCUAUGUAUGAUGUGCUGGCCUGCAUACGGCAGGGCAAGGCUUCUCUCCGGAAAGUAGAAGCGCCUCCCUUGUCCCCUCCUCGCACCUCAGUCAAUGAGCAAGUUCUGGCGGCCAUCAGGCAGGGGGUGCAGCUGAAGAAAGUCCACCCAGACGCAGGAGUGAAGCCCAGCAAGACGAGUACCAGCGACCUGGAGAGGAGCAUCAAGGCGGCCCUGGAAAGAAUCAAGAAAGUGUCUGCUGACUCAGACGACAGUGAUGAGCAGAACCCUGGCGCGUGGGACCACUAGGGUCUCCAGGUGACAAAGGCAGACAUGUCCAUAACUAGACCAGCAAGGCUUCCCUGAGAAACUACUCUGUAGCUUAACACUGGGGAGAAGAGUGGAGGCAUAGUGGCUGUCACUGCCCACAGGUGGGUAGGCUGGCCAUGGGAACAGUACUGUGUCCACUCUAGGGGCACUGUCUGAGCUGGAGGUGCAGCCCUGUGGUAUACAUUAGACAAUGUACUUUCCAUGUGCUUGGACACUGGUUCUUCAGACUUAACGGCUUGAAUGUGAACAUGAUUUUAGCAAUAAUCCAAAUAAAUUACAUAUAUUCCAGAAUUACUUUAAAUAUUUAAAUAAAAUUUAUUUUGUGUAUCAGCACUACAAAAACUCAUAAUAAACAGUG
Chionomys nivalis (European snow vole) is the source of this 2808-nucleotide messenger RNA. It is a transcript of the gene Whamm, whose product is annotated as WASP homolog associated with actin, golgi membranes and microtubules. The transcript has 10 exons. The coding region runs from base 12 to 2429 and encodes 805 amino acids. The record is from RefSeq and is a predicted model, not a curated record. Gene Ontology annotation, biological process: Arp2/3 complex-mediated actin nucleation; endoplasmic reticulum to Golgi vesicle-mediated transport. Gene Ontology annotation, molecular function: Arp2/3 complex binding; actin binding. NCBI's taxonomy places the organism in Eukaryota, Metazoa, Chordata, Mammalia, Rodentia, Cricetidae. Gene Ontology annotation, cellular component: cytoplasm; endoplasmic reticulum-Golgi intermediate compartment membrane.